Molecule: messenger RNA, 5346 nt
Organism: Varanus komodoensis (Komodo dragon)
Lineage: Eukaryota; Metazoa; Chordata; Lepidosauria; Squamata; Varanidae
Gene: EIF2AK4
Product: eukaryotic translation initiation factor 2 alpha kinase 4
Exons: 39
Coding region: 114-5096 (1660 amino acids)
Biological process (GO): DNA damage checkpoint signaling; regulation of translational initiation by eIF2 alpha phosphorylation
Cellular component (GO): cytosol
Molecular function (GO): protein binding; eukaryotic translation initiation factor 2alpha kinase activity; ATP binding
Source: RefSeq, a predicted model, not a curated record
GCUCGUUCCGCCCGCCGCGGAUCCAUGGUGGACGGCAGGCUCUGCUGCGGCGGCCUGGGCUUGAGGCGCUCGUCCCUGCCCGCGCUUGCCCUGCGCUUUAAACUUUCUCGGAAAUGGCCCGACCGCGCGGGACGUGGCAGGCGCGGGCCGAGGCUACCGAGGCCUCGCAGGACCACCCCGAGAGCUACCAGAACCGCCAGGAGAACGAGCUGCAAGUGCUGGAAUCCAUCUACGGGCGGGACUUCCAAGACUUGAGUCUCCGCCAGCCUUGGAAGGUACGGUGUUCUACAGAAAUCAAUCUAGUUUUGCGACCUCAGGGCUUAGCCGGUGACCAUGAAGUCUAUGCUAAAGUUGACCUGCGAGUCAGAUGUCCACAAACCUAUCCUGAUAUCGUUCCAGAAAUUGAACUUAAAAAUGCAAAGGGUUUAUCAAAUGAAACCAUCAACUUGUUAAAAUCCAGGCUAGAGGAACUGGCAAAAGAGCGUUGCGGAGAGGUGAUGAUCUUCGAACUGGCAGAUUAUAUACAGUCAUUUCUCAAUGACUACAAUAAACCCCCUUCAAAAUCAUUCCAUGAAGAAAUGCUGAAGAAUCAACAAAAAGAACAGGAAAGGCUAGCCCAGGAAGAACAGCAGCGAAUUCAGGAUCUUAAGAGGAAAGAAGAGGAAAUGCAACGUGAAAUUCUUGAUGAGAUUCAGAAAAGAGAAGAAGAAAAGAAAGAAAGAAAAAGGAAAGAAAUGGCAAAGCAGGAACAUUUGGAAAAUGCCGCCUUGACAAACCAGGACAUCUGUACCAGUAGAGAAGCUGCAGGGAACAAAAACACUGCCAGUUUAAAUGGAGGUGCAACAGAACAUGCGGGGAACAAUAAACAUCGUGCACAUUCUACAGGGCGUUCGAAGAGAGAGCGGCAAUAUUCUAUGUGCAGUAGUGAUGAUUCUCCAGGAUCUUCUGAAGUUCUUCAUUUCAACACGAGUGGCAGUGGUCAGCUUAAAGUACACAAAGGAAAGUGCAUAGAAAAAGAUGAACAGCUUGGUAAAUCAGUCUACAAUGCUUUGGAGCUGUGCACUGGCAACUUUGUCUUUGUGCAUGAAUGGGUACUUAAGUGGCAAAAGAAAAUGGGAAAAUUUCUCACAAGUCAGGAAAAGGAAAAAGUUGAGAAAUGCAAAAAACAGAUUCAGGGAGCAGAAACUGAAUUCAGCUCUCUCGUGAAGUUAAAUCAUCCCAACAUAGUCCGUUACCUAUCUAUGAACUUUAAAGAGCACAGUGAUUCGAUCGUAGUAGACAUUUUGGUGGAGCACAUUAGUGGAUCCAGCCUCUCCAUGUAUUUGGAUAAAGAGAUUCCUCUUCCUGUGGAUCAGCUGCGUCAUUACACAACCCAGCUUUUAUCAGCCCUUGAAUACUUGCAUAGUAAUUCAGUGGUUCACAAGGUUUUGAGUGCUUCCAGCAUUCUGGUGGAUACUGAAGGAAAUAUCAAGGUGACAGACUACAGUAUUUCCAAACGCUUGGCAGAUAUCUGUAAAGAGGAUGUAUUUGAGCAAACCAGGGUUCGAUUUAGCAAUGAUGCUUUGCCAAACAAACCAGGGAAGAAAGGCGAUGUAUGGUGCUUGGGCUUGUUGCUGUUGGCUCUCAGCCAGGGGCAUAUCACUAAGGAAUAUCCAGUCACAAUUCCAAGCGAUUUGGCUGCUGAUUUUCAAGACUUUUUGAAAAAGUGUGUUUGCCUGGAAGAUAAAGAACGAUGGAGCCCUCAACAGUUGUUACACCAUGAUUUUCUAAACCCACCGCAAUUGAAAAUACCUGUAAUAGAAGAGAGCCCAUAUGAUUCAGCAGGAAUAGAUGAUCUUGAAACUGUUAUUCCUAGUAGUCAGCUUGCAAGUGAUAUAUUCUUCACGGAGACACAGAGGCAAUUUUCCCGUUAUUACACUGAGUUUGAAGAGUUACAACUACUUGGUAAAGGAGCCUUUGGAGCAGUCAUUAAGGUCCAGAACAAGCUGGAUGGCUGCUGCUAUGCAGUAAAGCGCAUUCACAUAAAUCCCUCAAGCAAGCAGUUUCGAAGAAUUAAAGGGGAAGUGACGUUGCUGUCACGUCUGAACCAUGAGAACAUUGUACGGUAUUACAAUGCAUGGAUAGAGAAACAUGAAAGGCCUUUGCGUAAUGAUCUGGCAUCAGAAACCACCGAAGAGAAAAAAGCAUCUGAGAAACUGGCUCUGAAUGGGAAAACUGAAGAGGAAUCCAUGGAUGACAUAGAAGCAAAUGCCCCUCCUCCCGUUCUGACCAGUUCAGUGGAGUGGAGCACUUCAUGUGAGAGAUCAUCAAGUGCCAGGUUCAGUGCAGCUGAUCAAGAAUCCAGCGAUGAUGAUGACGACGAUGAUGGCGGAGGAGUAUUUUCACAGUCAUUCUUGCCAGCAGCAGACUCUGAAAGUGAUAUAAUUUUUGAUCAUGAAGAAGACAACAGUAAAAAUGCUGUGGUGGAUGAAGACGGCAAGGAAAAGGACAGUCCUAGUGAAGAGGAUGGAAUGUCGAUGAUUCAGACUGUGCACCAUCUGUACAUUCAGAUGGAAUAUUGUGAAAGAAGCACCUUACGAGAUACCAUUGACCAAGGCCUUUAUGAAGAUACCAGCCGCCUUUGGAGGCUUUUCCGGGAAAUUUUGGAUGGCUUAGCCUAUAUCCAUGAAAAGGGGAUGAUUCAUCGAGAUCUGAAACCUGUAAACAUUUUUUUAGAUUCUGGAGAUCAUGUAAAAAUUGGUGACUUUGGUUUGGCCACGGAUCACCCAGCAUAUGCAACAGACACUAAACGAGGAGGAAUUUCAGAUGAUUGUUUGGCUAAAAGUGAUCCUUCAGGUAGCUUAACAGGAAUGGUUGGCACUGCUCUUUAUGUGAGUCCAGAAGUGCAAGGAAAUACGAAAUCUACCUAUAAUCAGAAAGUGGACCUCUACAGUUUGGGUAUAAUGUUCUUUGAGAUGUCCUACCAUCCAUUAACUACUGCAUCGGAAAGGAUCGUUGUUCUCAGUCAGUUACGGCAUCCUUCUAUUGAAUUUCCAAAAGACUUCGAUGAAAUGAAAAAUGCAAAGCAGAAAUUAGUUAUCACCUGGCUGUUGAAUCAUGAUCCUUCGAAGCGACCAACUGCUAUGGAGCUUUUAAAAAGUGAACAUAUGCCACCUCCUCAGAUGGAGGAGUCUGAACUUCAUGAAGUACUUCAUCAUACUUUAGCCAAUGUGGAUGGAAAAGCUUACCGGACAAUGAUGGGUCAGAUAUUCUCACAACGCAUCUCUCCUGCAAUAGAUUACACCUAUGACAGUGAUAUCCUCAAGGGUAACUUUUCAGUUCGGGCAGCCAAGAUUCAACAGCAUGUAUGUGAGACAGUUAGCCGAAUCUUUAAAAGACAUGGAGCUAUCAAGUUGCACACCCCUCUGCUACUGCCUAGGAAUAGAAAACUGUAUGAAUACAGUGAAGCGUCAUAUUUGAUGGACCACAGUGGAAUGCUAGUGAUGCUUCCUUAUGAUCUUAGGAUUCCUUUUGCAAGAUUUGUAGCUAGAAAUAAUAUAACAAACCUGAAAAGAUAUUGCAUUGAGCGGGUUUUCAGGCCUCGAAAAUUGGAUCGCUGUCACCCACGAGAACUCUUAGAAUGUGCAUUUGAUAUCAUCACCCCUGCUGGCAACAGUUUUUUACCCAUUGCAGAAACAAUCUACACUAUUUCUGAAAUAAUCCAGGAGUUUCCUGUGCUGCAGGAAAGAAAUUACAGCAUCUUCUUGAAUCACACAGCUUUACUGAAAGCUAUCCUCCUGCAUUGUGGAAUACCUGAAGAUAAACUCAAUCAAGUUUACGCCAUUCUGUAUGAGGCUGUGACUGAAAAACUAACUAAAAGGGAAGUGGAAGCCAAGUUUUACAAUAUUUCUCUGUCAUCAAACAGUCUUGUACGACUCUACAGAUUUAUUGAGCAGAAAGGAGAGUUGCAAGAUCUAACCCCUUUGUUAAACACAAUGUUAAAGCAAAAGACAGGGGUCACCUCAAUGGUGAAACUGGGCAUGAAGGAAUUAGAAGAAACAAUGGGUCUGUUAAAGAAACUUGGCAUAAAAUCUCAGGUUUCCAUAAAUUUGGGGCUGGUAUAUAAAAUACAGCAGCACAAUGGAAUUAUAUUCCAAUUUAUUGCAUAUAUAAAACGCAGACAGAGAAUAGUUACUGACAUUCUCGCUGCUGGGGGUAGAUACGAUCAUCUGAUCCCACAAUUCAGAGGUCCACAAGCAGUUGGUCCAGUUCCUUCAGCAGUUGGAGUCAGCAUAGCUAUAGACAGAAUAAGUUCAGCAGUUUUGAAUUUGGAAGAGCCAGUUACAUUGAGCACUUGUGACCUGUUAGUUGUUAGUGUGGGCCAGAUGUCAAUGACCAGAGCAAUCAAUGUUGUUCAGAAACUUUGGGCUGCAGGAAUUGCUGCUGAAAUCAUGUAUGACUGGUCCCAGUCUCAGGAAGAAUUACAGGAAUACUGCAGGUGUUCUGGAAUCACCUAUGUAGCCCUCAUCUCCGAUAAAGAAGGAAAUCAUGUAAAGGUUAAAUCAUUUGAGAAGGAAAGGCAAACAGAAAAAAGAGUUUUGGAGUCUGAUCUGGUGGAGCAUUUAGCUCAGAAACUAAGGACCAAAUUCUGUGAUGAAAGAAGUAACAGAGAAACAUCUGAUAAUCUGCCAGCACAAAAUCUAAAAGGAUCAUUUUCUAGCACUUCAGGUUUGUUUGAAUCACAUGGGACUGUAGCAAUACCAAAUGUCUCCAUUGUUCCACCUGAGAAGUUAUCUGCAAGUACCAGGCGGCGGUAUGAAAGCCAGGUGCAAACUAAACUCCAAACCUGCAUUGCCACUCUGCAACUGAAGACAAGUGAAGUUGAAAUUUUAGCAGUAGAUCUGCCCAAAGAAACUAUCAUACACUUUUUAUCAUUAGAGUGUGAUGCAGACGAGCAAACGUUCUAUACAACUGUGAAACAACUGAUGUCACGAUUGCCAAAGCAAAGAUACCUUAAAUUGGUUUGUGAUGAAAUCUACAAUAUCAAAAUUGAAAAAAGAGUGCCUGUGCUUGUCCUCUACAGUUACAGAGAUGACUAUUACAAAAUCAUAUUUUAAUUAUGAACAUUUAAAGAGAUUACUGUGGCAGUAGCAAAGGACUGCCUGGAACCAAAUAUGUGCUUCCAGCUCCAAUACUGUGAAUUAACAUUUGCCUGCUCUUGUUCCUGAGAGAAAUUCCAAUGGCUGGGGCCAAAUGCAAGACUGGAACGGUGUUCAGGGUAUAGCCUCUGUGCCUCACUUGCUCCAUGUCUAUUAUAUAUAGCUGUAAACUUUUCAGAAUAUAUUGUACAAUGACUUUUUAAAAAUA